GCGCCCGACAACUCGACCCUCCCCCUCCCGGUCCCCAAGUAGUGUUGAUCACUGCUAUUAUUCUUUUCGGUCUUCUUUUCGAAACAGGUUCAUUUUCUGGUAAAGAAGUAACGAGAAAUAUAUAAUGGCUCUCAAGGAAAACAUCCCCAAUAUUGCCGAUAUCCGCGCCCAGAUUGAAAGCAAGAAGUUCUGCUUCUGCUUGCCGGUUAGGCUUGGUGUUUUUGUGGUCUCUCUCAUCACUACUUUGGCUGGCUCUAUCAUCGCUGCCAUAGCAUGGAUGCAGGUAGUUCAGAACCGCAAACAUCCGGUGGAGAUGACGGACGAAAUCGCAGCCUACAUCCACGCCUCCAUCUUCAGUCUCCUCGGUCUCAUUUCCCUGUUCGGUUUCGUCGGUUCCCUUGUCCGACACAGAGGCCUCGUCAUCGCCUUCUCUGUCGGUAUGGCGAUCCAUUUAGGGCUGAGCAUCGCUUCGGGUGUCUUCACCAUGUACACGAUCUUCCGGCCGAACCCUGCUACGAGUGUCGAGCAGUGCAUUAAGGAUGCGAAUCCCUCACCUGAUUUGCUGGAAGAGACGAAGAAUAUCUGUAAGACUGGUAUGGCAGUGGCCAAGGGUGUGAUUGUGGCGAUCUACGUUGUUUCGUGGAUCUUGCAAUUAUACUCUUACUUCAUUGUUGAACGCUACGCCGACCAGUUGGAAGAAGAGGAGAUGGCCAAGCUUGCCGCUAUCAUCCCUCAGCAACCGCAGCAUCCCAUGGCAUACGUCGGAUACCCACACCGAUUCAGCUACUCCGCGUACUCUGACCAAAGAAGAUCGUUUGACGAGCGAUAUUACAACCGUAGGGAAACCUAUGGUCAGGGUCGUGGUGAUCUUCCGCCUCAGCAAAACAACUUCCAUCCACCUCAGCAGAGACCGUUGUCUGCCGAGUAUGCGUACCAGCUGCCGCAGAGUGCGAUUGGGAAUGGAGCGAGAGGAAAGGAUGCUAGCAAUAAUGCGUAAGCGGGCGUCGUGCAUGAUGCUUUCUUGCAGAGCUUUACAUACCUAUAUUUUUGGUCCUUUGCCUGGCGCAAGGAUAUCUUGGGGAUUUUGGUAGUGCUAGUUUUGUAAGCUAGGCUACAUAGUGCUGGUUACAAUUUGGGGAUAAUACACAUAGUCGCUUCUAA
Molecule: messenger RNA, 1161 nt
Organism: Coprinopsis cinerea okayama7#130
Lineage: Eukaryota; Fungi; Basidiomycota; Agaricomycetes; Agaricales; Psathyrellaceae
Exons: 4
Coding region: 125-997 (290 amino acids)
Source: RefSeq, a predicted model, not a curated record